This is a messenger RNA of Hippoglossus stenolepis (Pacific halibut), 1393 nucleotides long. RefSeq names its product forkhead box D7 (gene foxd7). Gene Ontology annotation, molecular function: RNA polymerase II cis-regulatory region sequence-specific DNA binding; DNA-binding transcription factor activity, RNA polymerase II-specific. The record is from RefSeq and is a predicted model, not a curated record. NCBI's taxonomy places the organism in Eukaryota, Metazoa, Chordata, Actinopteri, Pleuronectiformes, Pleuronectidae. The coding region runs from base 314 to 1258 and encodes 314 amino acids. Gene Ontology annotation, biological process: regulation of transcription by RNA polymerase II; anatomical structure morphogenesis; cell differentiation. The transcript has a single exon.
GGUUGCAGAAGAUGCUGGACACCUCGGAGAGCGCACGCACUUUUACGCGUUACGCACAACCACUCGCCGACUGCACUUCUGCGCUUUAAGGCACCGAAAUACAGGAAAUCAGCACCGAUGUGUUGCGGUUUGGAGAAUCCGGUUCCAGAGAAGUAGGGGGGGGGAGGAGUGAAUUCGGAUUUUCCACCGUUGCUCCAAUUUUUUUGUGAAUGGAGACAAGUCGUGCGUAAAAAAGGCUUCCCGGUUCAGGAGAAGAGCUGUCACUGUCCCACCUGUUGGCAGGUGGUGUCGGCUUCACCCGCGGAAAUCUACUAUGACAUUGGGUCUGGACAUCAUGGAGGAUAUUGUUAUCGACGUGGUAGGGGAAGGACUCAAAGAUAACGGAGAGGAGCAGCCGGACCCUCUGGAUGAGAAGGAGCAAGGCACGGAGGCUUCCAGCAGCCCGAGCAGAGACCGGGACACGUACAGCCCCGUACCGGAGUGUGGUGCCCCCGCUAAGACCAAAGGUCCCACGUCGGUGAAGCCUCCGUACUCGUACAUCGCCCUGAUAACGAUGGCCAUCCUGCAGAGUCCGAAGAAGAGACUCACCCUCAGCGAGAUCUGCGACUUCAUCAGCCACCGCUUCGUCUACUACCGGGAGAAGUUCCCCGCCUGGCAGAACUCGAUCCGGCACAAUCUGUCUCUCAACGACUGCUUCGUGAAGAUGCCCCGGGAGCCCGGCAACCCCGGGAAGGGCAACUACUGGACCCUGGACCCCAACUCCUCGGACAUGUUCGAGAACGGCAGUUUCCUGCGGCGGAGGAAGCGCUUCAAGCGGCAGCACUUUCGCUUCGACCCGCUGAAGGAGCAGCACCUGGAGCCCAGCGGACUGCACGGCUUCCCGGGGGCGUACGGCCUCGGCGCGGCGGCUCUGCAGCUGCCCAGUCUGGAGAUCUACCCGUACCUCCAUCACCACGCGCCCUCUGCGUGCGCCGGCAUCCCACCUGUCAGCAGCAUCCUGCCGGCCCUGUCCAGCUUCUUCUCCCGCAGCGCGCUCACAGCCAAGGCUUUCCUCCACUCGCAGCCGGGCAUCGAACCCUUCUCCGCGGCCCAGUGUCCGGCCUACGCCUCCCCGCUGACCCCCGGGGCUGCGUACGGCUCCCCGGCGCUGUUCCACCCGGCCGCGGCCCCGCACUUCCUCAGUUUACAGCAGGAGUACCAGAAACUACAGACUCAGCGCGUGGCCCUGGUCAAACACAUGCACAGCAGCAACGAGUGAUUCGCGGUGAACUCGUUGUUUUCUCAGGUAAAACAGACAAUUCGAGCAGAAGCUCCGAGUUUCUGCAGCGAUGGAAGAAGGAAGAUGUGUUUUUAAAGAAUGUUGUAGAUAAAAAAAAAUAACUCUUCCCCUAAU